Molecule: messenger RNA, 1128 nt
Organism: Macrosteles quadrilineatus (aster leafhopper)
Lineage: Eukaryota; Metazoa; Arthropoda; Insecta; Hemiptera; Cicadellidae
Exons: 6
Coding region: 161-1054 (297 amino acids)
Source: RefSeq, a predicted model, not a curated record
AUAGUUUGAACCAUCGUUAAAUACGCGAGCAAGUGUAACUAGGCAUCCAUCACUCAUAAAGUGAUAGGUUAAUUGUCGAAGUAUUAGACAAAAAUUGUUAAGCGUUUUUUGAUCAGUCUUCACUACAUCGCCAACACUGAAACUAUCUACCAGCUCAAGUAUGAUCACGAAAAGGAAAAUGGUAUACCACAACUUAUUGCUCGUCUUCUUCGUAUUGACCAAUAUUCCUGUUCUGAUGGCGGUGGGUGAAAAUGGAAAAAAUGUUGUGGAUCAAGUUAACAACCCAAAGAAUCAAGAGGAGAAACGAGAUGAAGCCAUGGAGGCAGAUAUUCAGACUCUAAAAAAUGGACUAAUUGAGAAAGCAAUCUCCACUUUUAAAAGCGAGGGAGGUUUGGAUGCUGGUCAGAUUCAGCUAUUAGUAUUGAGUUACCAUUUAAGUAAAGCCUCCUUAGUCUAUAAAGUGGGGAUAUUGUCCGUGACGGGAGAAUUCAUGAAUGCCAAAGGUUGGAAGAAUUGUGAAGACGUGAUAAAUGGAUUGACAGAAGCUACUACAAUUAGGUUCAGUGAUGUAAAAGAACGCUUACAAGGGAGUUCUGGUGAUUCCUUGAAAACACUUGAAGAUAUCUUCGACAAUGAAAUUAAGAAAGCGCUUAAAAAGUCAUACUCCUAUGAGUUUUCUAAUCACUGCAAAAAAGCUAAAAUACCCAUGAAUCCAAUGGAGGAAGAUAUUCAGACUCUAAAAAAAGGACUAAUUGAGAUAGUAAUCUCCACUUUUAAUACCAAGGGAGGUUUGGAUGCUGGUCAGAUUCAGCUAUUAGUAUCGAGUUACCAUUUAAGUAAGACCUCCUUACUCUAUAAAGUGGGGAAAUUGUCCGUGAAGAAAGAAUACAUGGAAGCCAAAGGCUGGAAGGAUUGUGAUGACGUGAUAAAUGGAUUUACGGAAGCUACUACAAUUAGGUUCAAUGAUGUAAAAGAACGCUUACAAGGGAGUUCGCCUGAUUCCUUGAAAAAACUUGAAGGUAUCUUGGAAAAUAAAAUUAGGGAAGCUCUUUAAGAUUCAUACUACGAUGGUUUUCAGAGUCACUGUGCUGGAAUUCGCAUCAAUCCAAAAAAAUAAUCACAGCAUAU